CAGCUACGACAACAAGCCGAACAACCACCAAGAAAAUAACAACUGUAGCAGGUUAGUUUUGCACGGAGUUAAAACCUUGAACCGCGAGUUUAUGUAAGUUUAUUACUUUUGUUUUAGAAUCAAAAUCCACAACAUCAGAGCGAGUUAAACCAACAAGUCAAGAACCUACAAAAACAAAAACGGUAGCUGCAACAACUGGACCAACAACUAAGUCAGUUGCAGCUAGCUCGACCAAAAGAAUUUUAGCUUCAACGAAAGCAUCAGCUACGACAACAAGCCGAACAACCACCAAGAAAAUAACAACUGUAGCAGAAUCAAAAUCAACAACAUCAGAGCGAGUUAAAUCAACAAGUCAAGAACCUACAAGUUCAACAACAACACCAGCAAGAGUUACAUUAGCAAUUCAUGGAACAACAACUACUAUGAGACGUACGCUCUUUCUUUCUUUUGGCAUACUUAUAGGCCGCAUGGCGAUCGAGUAG
Messenger RNA from Didymodactylos carnosus, 482 nucleotides. The record is from the annotation of a GenBank genome assembly. Lineage: Eukaryota; Metazoa; Rotifera; Eurotatoria; Philodinida; Philodinidae.